Panonychus citri (citrus red mite) is the source of this 1870-nucleotide messenger RNA. It is a transcript of the gene eIF4EHP, whose product is annotated as eukaryotic translation initiation factor 4E type 2-like. Gene Ontology annotation, cellular component: cytoplasm; eukaryotic translation initiation factor 4F complex. Gene Ontology annotation, biological process: translational initiation. Lineage: Eukaryota; Metazoa; Arthropoda; Arachnida; Trombidiformes; Tetranychidae. Gene Ontology annotation, molecular function: translation initiation factor activity; RNA 7-methylguanosine cap binding. The record is from RefSeq and is a predicted model, not a curated record. The transcript is spliced from 2 exons. Bases 792 to 1430 code for a protein of 212 amino acids.
UCUCUAAUUCUUGCCAGUCAUCAAACCGAUUGAAUUAAUUUUCUUUUUUAAAUUAAUUGUGAUUGUCAUCAGAAUAAAUUGUUCGUGAUCAUCGUUUAUUACCAAAUUGUCUUCAAUUCUCCGGACACAAUUUACCUUUUUCUCUGUGGUGGAAAAAUUGAGUUUCUCACUUUGUGUUUAUAAUUUUUUAUUCUCCUCACAUUUUUGUCUUCCUUCAUCUUUCCUUUUUCUCUCUUUCUCCCUCUCUCUCUUUUUUCUCUCUCACUCUUUCUUUUUUUUUCUCUUCUUGUGUUCUCUAACUAUAUUUAUAUAUUCCAACCAGAGUUAAUCUCAACAACAACAACUCAUUCAACACUUAUUCACCUUAAAUUAUAUUCUAAUGUUUGAAAUAUUGUCUAUAAUCAACGUGUAGCCUUUACUUAAUUAUGCCCAAUCAAUUGAUCAAUUAACUGUGUCUCCAUUUAUACUCUCUCUGUGUAUUUAUAAUCCUUCAACUCUUCGUAUGAGAUAAAUUAUUAAGUUAUAUUGAUAAAUUAUUGGAAAACCUUUGUAACAAAUAUAACUGUUGAUAUACUAUUUCUGUCUUCAUAUUUCCCCUGUUCAAUUUUGUCUCAUUUCUAAUUCUCUCUUUUGUAAUUUUCUUUUUACACUUUAACCAUUGUAACGAUUAUCUGACUCUCUCUCUCUUUCUAUUCCUUUGCUUUGUCUCUAUUUCUCUCUCUCUUUUCAUUAUAAACAAAUUCUCUUCCCUCCUUCUCUAUUUCAAUUUCCUAAACAUUUCGUCUAAUAUCAUGGCUCAAGAGAGUGAUAAUAAUAACCAUCACCAAGAACAUGAGAAUCACCAAGAAAGAACCCGAUCAUUGGAGCCAAUUGAUGGGCACCAUCGUCUUCAGUAUACUUAUUGUAUUUGGUAUUCUCGUCGGACUCCAGGUAAAUUAACCAAUCCAUUGACUUACGACCAAAGUCUAAGGAUCAUUGCUACAUUUUCUACCGUUGAACAAUUCUGGUCUGUACAAUCUUAUCUCUUACGUCCAUCCGAGUUAUCUGGUCACUCGGAUUUACACCUUUUCAAAGAUGGAAUCAAACCUUUAUGGGAGGAUGAUGCUAACAAGGAAGGAGGAAAAUGGAUCGUUCGUUUAAGAAAAGGUUUAGCAUCUCGGUGUUGGGAGAAUCUAAUUUUAGCCAUUCUCGGUGAACAAUUUAUGGUUGGUGAGGAAAUUUGUGGAGCUGUUGUUUCAAUAAGGUCUCAAGAAGAUAUUAUCUCCGUUUGGAAUAAAACUGCCAAUGAUUCAAUUACCACAAUCCGAAUACGAGAUACCCUUAAACGUGUACUCAAUUUACCAUUGAACACGAUAAUGGAAUACAAGACUCACAAUGACAGUUUAAGAGAUCAUUCAAGUUUCCGUAAUACUGAUGUUUUUGUACGGUAAUUUAUCCAAAUUACAUGUAUACAGAGAUGAUAAUGAUAGAUAAUAUUUCCAAGAAAUAAUUACCAGAAAUCGUCUAAACCCAUCGUAAACAUCAUAGUAAAUUAAUCAACAUCAACAGCUGAUAUUUGCAAAGGACAAAACAUGACAGAAAAGACCAUCAUGAAAAGAAGGAGAUGAAAAAAAAGAACAGAAAAUCACUUUUUUUUUCUAUUCAAUAUUCUAAACAAUUUUCAAUAAUUACCUUAAUUACGAGAUGAAAUAUCGGUAAUCAAAAUUAAAUCAAAAAAAGAAAAGGAAACCGCAAACAUAAACAACAGAAAAAAAGUUAACAGAGAUUAAAAAGAAAAAAUAUUCUUCUGAAAAAAAAAAUCGGCUAAAUUGCUCCUUUUCUCAGGAUUUACAAUUAAUAAAUUGUUCGUCCUUGAUUAACAUUCACUUAA